Molecule: messenger RNA, 3216 nt
Organism: Drosophila kikkawai
Lineage: Eukaryota; Metazoa; Arthropoda; Insecta; Diptera; Drosophilidae
Gene: RAF2
Product: RING-associated factor 2
Source: RefSeq, a predicted model, not a curated record
UAUCGACUGCCGCACUAUCGAUAGUGUCAUCGAUUUUUGCCGACUUCUUAUUUCGCCAAAUGCCAAAUUCUUUUUAUUAAAGAAUUUCGCGACAUUCGCCUGCAGUUGCAGCUGUCGCGAUGACCAACGUGGAGAUCUACGACACAUCCAACUCCGAGCUAAGCAGCGACGAAUACAGCCAGGAGGAGGACGACGACGCUCUAAUGGAGGCAGCGGUUAGCAAGCAAGCCAGCCCCGGUACGGCGACAAUAAAAGCGGGACCGGACGCCAAACCUAUGUCACAGCCCUCCGAGAAACCCGAUGACGAUGGGAGUCCGACUGCGGCGGAUGCCGCAGGAAAGGACAAGGUAGCGGAGGACGCUUCUGUGGUUGAGCAAGAGCCGCUUCCAACUCCCGCCGAAACCAUUCGCCAGAUCAGGCAAUUGGAUUCCGCACCCUACCGUAACCCUUACAUUUUUCUCAAGCGACGCAGUCUCCUGUGGGGCAAACACAUUAACCAGUGUGAUGGGAAAUAUCAGUUGCACAUGAAGGACAAGAAGUCGGGCGGACGGCGAAGACGCUACUCCUCCUCCAGCAGAAGUUUGAGCUACAGUCGCAGCAAUAGUCGUAGCCUUAGUCGGAGUCCGAGCCGCAGCCGCUCCUUGGACCGCAGUGGCAGCUCUGAACGCAGUCACAGUCGCAGUCUCAGCCAGUCGCCAGAACUUAUUUGUCUGGACGAUACCGAAAAUGAGGAUUCCCCCGAGAAACCAGAGGAAGCCAAGGCGGCAAAUGUAACUCCCAUUAAAGAGAACAAAGCUAAGAUAAUAAAGCCUCCGCCACCAGUACAGCCACAAUUGGAGCAGCAGGAGAACGACAAGUCCAACGAAAACGGUACCUCCUCCGUGCUGGAGGAGUUCCUUAUGAUAAAAGAGCCCAGGCAACCAAGUCAAGCUGGAAUUGAGUUGGAUACGCUCACCGCCGGCUUGGAACUGGAGCAGGCAACUGCAGAUACGACUCUGGUACAGCAGGAUGAUGUGGAGGAAGCUGAGGAACCCAUGGCGGUGGAUGUCACACUGAAGCGGCGUCGUUCGGUGACGCCUCCAUUGAGCAACGAAAAGCGUCGUGUUGUAGACGAUGAAGAUGAUACUAUUGAAUUUCAUCCGGUUGUUGCACAGAACUCGGUCGAGUCAACUCCAGUGCUCAAAAUGCAGCCACCAAGAGCGUCCAAUGUCGCCAGCCCAGCAGUUAAUUCUCUCCAGAGCCAGCCCGCCUUCAAACUAAGCUCACCAUAUACACUGGUUCAACCGUCACCCAACGCCAAGCAGCCUAUCAAUCUGGCUGCACUUUCGCACAGCUUGAACACUCCCACACCGCCGGCAGUGCCCAUGGAGAUCUCCUAUCCUACGGAUAAUUUACCGCAUACCACAAAGAGUAACAUUGUGGUAGCUCCACCAGAGCAGCCGGCUUCAUCUGUAACAGUUCCAGUUUAUGGUUGUUCUCCGUAUGCAUCUCCAUUACAGUGGUCUCAGCCUGCUCAGGUCGGUCAUCAGCGGGACAUUCCAGCUCAGAAUGAUCCUUCACGGGCCGCCGUCCCCCUGCAGGCUGCCCCAUCAGGAGCUCUUCAAGCUCCAUUCGGUACGCAACGAGUCCUUCCAGCUCAAGUUGGCACACCACGAACACCGGCUGGCCCCACACGAAUUUCACUGCAGGUUAACUCCUCACGGCCCACUGUUCCACAGCAGGCUCCACCACAACAUCAGCCACAAGCUCAAAUGCAGCAAGAACAACCCCAAGUUCCGGUUAAUGCCACCAACUUUGCUGUGCCGCAACAGCCGCAGCCACGUAGGUCGGAGACUGUGUCCACCCAGACGCAGGCUGGUCAGCCGGAGUCUCCACGCCAAAAGCCUUCAGCUCCUGAUCUCAAAAACCCCAAUGCCAACUUCCAUCAUCGCUUGAAGGAGCUGUUCCCAGACCUGGACGCGAUCUUUAAGGAAAAACUGGAUUCAAUGAGUCCAGAUCCCAAGUCUUUCAUGGAGGAAAUCGACUUAGAUAUAAAAACGCUGGACAAACUCUUGGCCCAAAAGGAAGAUGAGUGGAAUCGGCUGUUACAUCUGCGUUGCAUGAAGGUGGAGCUUCGAGGACGAAUGGAGCGUAUGGAACGAGUGUCCAUCAUCAAGAAGUUGCUGCCCUCGGUGAUUAACAAGGGGUGCGGCACGGCAGAGCUAUACGAGUUACAGGAGUUACUGUUCGGGGAGCAUAUUCACAAGUUGCCCUCCAGGUUGGCCUCAACAUCCCUUGAGCAAUGCCUGAACAACGUGGAGGUCGCACAGGGCGAUAUACAAAGGCUGCGCGGAGCUUUGGGUCUGAAGGAAAAAGGUCUAGCUGCAUCUUUUCGAAAUUUCGAGGAGAAACAGCAUCAACAAAACUAUAGAAGAAAUUCUCUGCCCUUGGGGCCGGCAUUGAUGCGCGGGAUCCAGGAUGUAGAAGAAGAGCUACAGCAGUUAGAACGUAACUCUGACUUUCCGCCAGCUAGCAAGCGACCCAGGCUACACCGAGCGCAAGAAAGAUACGCUCAUGAGAUGAGCAACUCGACGCCCAAUCUGGCCGCUUCCUCCUCCCUCAAUAAGUUGCAGGUUCCAGGAAAGCAUCCAUACUACAGUCAAAUGUCGGCCCGGGAAAUCUUUUUGGAGAAUGAGUCGCAACUCAAGCCGCUGUCCAACAGCAGUCCCUUGGUUUUCCAGCGUAAUCAAGCCAAAAGACAGGACAAUGAAUUACAUUCCACGAGCUACCGCUACGAAGAAGAGGAACCCACAUUUUUGGGAGCCUCGAACACGGGUAAGGGCCUAAAAAAGAAGCAGCAGCACAGAGAUGCCUCCACCACAAACGGAAAGGAGGAGAAAAUUUGCCAACACUGCCAGAUUAAUGAAGCAAUAUACGAGUGUACGAGCUGCCUGAAUCAAUGGUACUGCAGCAGUAAAUGCCAGCAUAGCGCAUGGGACUCUCAUAGAAUAUAUUGUGGCAAAUAAUUGGAUCAGCAUUACUACGUCUCUACAACUAUAACUAUAACCCCUAGCGUACUACUCCAUUUACUCAGCCUCGUAAGUCAUUGAAAAGGUGUUUACCCCCAGGACAUUGACCGACAAUUUCAAAUUGAAGCGCAUUCACAAUAUAUAUUUUUUACUUGUACUCAAUCACCGCUCAAGCAUAAAUAAAUCAAAUACCAUAUAGAAUACUUAA